CCGGGCGCGGUGCGGUUGCUGGCGGACCUGCUGUGCUGCGGUGGAGGGGGGUGUCCCCAUGAGUGCGGCGCCCCUGGUGGGCUACAGCAGCAGCGGCUCCGAGGAUGAGGCCGAGGCCGAGGCCGGGGCCGGGGCCGGGUUCCGGCCGGGGACUGGAGGCUGCAGUCGGGGCCAGAGCCCCCAUCCCAGCCAGAGGUUACCAGUACCCGACAGCGUGCUGCACAUGUUCCCGGGCAGCGAGGAGGGGCCUGUGGAGGAUAGCGCAAAAUACGGGGGCCGGGUGCGCACCUUUCCCCAUGAGCGGGGCAACUGGGCCACCCAUGUCUACGUACCAUAUGAAGCCAGGGAGGAGUUCCUGGACCUGCUUGAUGUGCUGCUGCCGCAGGCACAGACCUACGUCCCCCGGCUGGUGAGGAUGGAGGCCUUCCACCUCAGCCUGUCCCACAGCGUGGUUCUGCGCCAUCACUGGAUCCUCCCCUUCGUGCAGGCUCUGAAAGACCGCGUGGCCUCCUUCCAGAGAUUCUGCUUUACUGCCGACCGGGUAAAGAUUUACACCAAUCAAGAGAAAACCAGGACCUUUGUUGGGCUCGAGGUCACCUCGGGACAUGCCCAGUUCCUGGACCUGGUUUCAGAGGUAGAUAGGGUCAUGGAGGAGUUUGACCUCACCACUUUCUACCAGGACCCCUCUUUCCACAUCAGUCUGGCCUGGUGCGUGGGUGAUGCACGUCUCCAGCUGGAAGGGCAGUGCCUGCGGGAACUACAGGAAGUCGUGGAUGAGUUUGAAGACUCCGAGAUGCUGCUACGUGCGCACGCUGAGCAAAUCCGCUGCAAGUCUGGGAACAAAUUCUUCUCGAUGCCUUUGAAGUGAGCACCAGAGGCCCUGGUUGUCCUGGGCCCCUCUGCAGCCAGGCAGAGAUGGAGGGACCCACUCAGAUAGAUGGGGAUGCUGCCAGCCCCACCCUGGGAGGCCUCACCAGAGGUGCAGCCGCUUCUGGUCUUCCCCCGGGAGCUGGUUCUCUUAUGGCCCUUUUGGGCUGCAGUUGGGGUGCCACUGUGUUGUGGUCAUUCCCAGAAAUCACCAGUAGAGGGCAGGCUGGCUUCCUAGUUCUAGGUCUCCGGUUGUUAUGAAAAAAACAAAACAAAACAAAAAAUGGGGUCACCUGGUGAGCCCCCCAGACUCAGCCAGAAUCCCCAUUGUAGUCCCUUCCAACAAUGACCCCCCUCCCCCCAGCCCCUUGGGCUGUCUGCAUUUUGAUGCCAUUGGCCCCGGAACAAGGGUUUUUCUAAGCCAUCGUGCCCUGACUCAUCUCUGCUCAAGCCUGACAUAGGGUGCUUCCACGGGCCUGUCAUGCUCCCUCCUUGAAGCCAUGUUGCUUUUAUUUAUUUAUUUUUAGUCUCACCCCCUCCUCUGCCAGCGGAGGCCAUUUCAGGGCCAAGGCCCAGGGUGCUAAUUUGUGGUUUAGCAUCAGUUUUCUCCAUUUCUUCCUCCCACUCACCCCCAGCCAGGUGCCUGGGGAGACUUGAGCAGAUGUUUCAUCUUGGCCUGCCUGGUGGCUUGAGGCCAGGCCUCCAACGCUCUGUGACCUCUGGCUUCCCAUCAGCUUCCCAAAGAAGCAGAGAGGAGCCUUCACCAGGCAGAGUUCUCUUUCUGCUGCCUCCAGCUGCCUGUGGGCGUUCCAAGGGGAUGCGGAGGAAGGGCCAAGGGGUUGCACGGGGGGUUUUGUUUUUCUUCGAGCCCUCACGAGAGCAAAGGACCAGUUGCAAUCUGGAUUUCUAGUGAUGGAGGAAGAGACACUUUUAUGUUUUAGUUUUAAAUUAUGUUCAACAAAUAAAAAUUGCACUUUUUAUUUUGGA
Hippopotamus amphibius kiboko is the source of this 1854-nucleotide messenger RNA. RefSeq names its product U6 snRNA biogenesis phosphodiesterase 1 (gene USB1). The coding region runs from base 59 to 868 and encodes 269 amino acids. The transcript has 7 exons. Gene Ontology annotation, molecular function: 3'-5'-RNA exonuclease activity. Gene Ontology annotation, biological process: U6 snRNA 3'-end processing. Gene Ontology annotation, cellular component: nucleus. The record is from RefSeq and is a predicted model, not a curated record. Lineage: Eukaryota; Metazoa; Chordata; Mammalia; Artiodactyla; Hippopotamidae.